Messenger RNA from Staurois parvus, 303 nucleotides. NCBI's taxonomy places the organism in Eukaryota, Metazoa, Chordata, Amphibia, Anura, Ranidae. The record is from the annotation of a GenBank genome assembly.
CAGGGUCCUGGGAGACCAGAUAUAGUGAAUGCAGGGUCCUGGGAGACCAGAUAUAGUGAAUGCAGGGUCCGGGGAGACCACAUAUAGUGAAUACAGGGGUCCUGGGAGAGCAGAUAUAGUGAAUGCAGGGUCUGGGGAGACCGGAUAUAGUGAAUGCAGAGUCCGGGGAGACCGGAUAUAGUGAAUGCAGGGUCCGGGGAGACCGGAUAUAGUGAAUGCAGGGUCCGGGGAGACCGGAUAUAGUGAAUGCAGGGUCCGUGGAGACCGGAUAUAGUGAAUGCAGGGUCCGUGGAGACUGGAUAU